This is a messenger RNA of Hemiscyllium ocellatum (epaulette shark), 1341 nucleotides long. Its product is annotated as acidic mammalian chitinase-like. Gene Ontology annotation, cellular component: extracellular region. The transcript is spliced from 11 exons. The record is from RefSeq and is a predicted model, not a curated record. Gene Ontology annotation, molecular function: chitinase activity; chitin binding. Lineage: Eukaryota; Metazoa; Chordata; Chondrichthyes; Orectolobiformes; Hemiscylliidae. The coding region runs from base 1 to 1341 and encodes 446 amino acids. Gene Ontology annotation, biological process: carbohydrate metabolic process; chitin catabolic process.
AUGUAUGAAUAUGGUUUCAUAGCUAUUAUUUUCUGGAAGCAAAAGGUAAAACAGAAACGGCAGUGGGACAGCUUUGCUGAUAAAGGCCCUUUUCAAAAUUACGUGCACGUACUAUCAAAGGCACCACUGAAGGUAAAACCUGUGACUGAACAUCUUCAGAGCACUAAGAUGGGGAAGGAACUUCUCUCAAGUGUGAGUGUGAUCUUCUUUCUGCAAGUAUCACUGGUCUCUUCCUACAAACUAGUUUGUUACUAUACAAACUGGGCUCAGUACAGACCAGAAGGUGGUAAAUUCUUCCCAGAAAAUGUUGACCCCUGCUUGUGCACCCACCUGAUUUAUGCUUUUGGCAGUUUGGCAAACAAUGAACUCACUACCUAUGAAUGGAAUGAUGAGCCCAUGUUCAAGAGAUUCAAUGAUCUGAAAAUGAGAAAUAAUAAUCUGAAAACCCUUUUAGCUGUUGGAGGUUGGAAUUUUGGUACCACCAGAUUUACAAGCGUAGUGGCUACAGAGGAAACUCGAAUAACGUUCAUCAAUUCUGCAAUCAGUUUUCUGCGGACCCAUGGAUUUGAUGGUUUGGACUUGGACUGGGAGUAUCCUGGCUCCCGAGACAGUCCACCAGAAGAUAAGCAACGUUUUACAGCAUUGGUCAAGGAAUUGAGGGAAGCCUUUAAAACAGAAGGAGAGUCUUCAGGAAAGGACAGACUCUUACUUACAGCUGCAGUUGCUGGUGGUAAAGAUACCAUUGAUGCUGGAUAUGAAAUAACUGAAAUUUCAAAAUAUAUAGAUUUUAUCUGUGUGAUGACGUAUGACUUUCAUGGUGCUUGGGAGAACAUUACUGGUCACAAUAGUCCUCUGUAUCGUGGGUCUACCGAUGAAGGAAAAUUUAUUUACUUUAAUGUUGACUUUGCAAUGAAGUACUGGAGAGAUGGUGGCAUCCCAGCUGAGAAUUUAAUUGUUGGAUUCCCAACCUAUGGACGUAGUUUCACCCUUAGCACCUCCCAAACAGGUGUUAGCGCUCCAGUGAGUGGGGCUGGUCAAGCAGGCCAAAUAACCAGGGAGGCUGGAUUCUGGGCCUACUAUGAGAUUUGUACAUUUUUGAAAGUUGCUACCUCAGAGGUGAUCGAUGACCAGCAGGUUCCAUAUGCAUUCAAGGACAAUCAAUGGGUUGGAUAUGACAAUCAGCAGAGUUUUAUAACCAAAGUUCAGUGGUUGAAGGAAAACAACUUUGGAGGUGCCAUGGUGUGGACUUUGGACUUGGAUGAUUUCACUGGAAAUAAAUGUGGUCAAGGAGUUUACCCUUUGACCACCACAUUGAAGACACUCCUUAAUAUUAAUGGUUAG